AUGUAAUUCUUAUCAUAUUCCAUAUGCUUCCUAUUACUUAUUGCAUAAGUCAAGACAAAUUAUGGAAAUAACACAUAAUGUGAAGAAUAUUUUGGAAACAUUACCCAAGCCAUUUCCAUGGGUGAAAUGCCAAAGAAUUUAUCACCAUAAACAAUUCUAAGUUCAGGAAAAGGACUUUAAGAUUUAGGUUCCUAUCUGGUUUGUAGAGAUUCAUCAGAUUUACAUUACAUUCAUCUGAGAAUGCUAAGUGAAGGUAAACCACUACAUAUCGGUUUUUGUUUACCAUCAUUUUGUGACAUGGAAUACCUCUAGUCUUACAAUGAAAUAACAAAAGAACUCAUCAAUAAUCUUACUGUACUUCUACAUUAUUUACUUAGUAAUUUCAAUACAAUAAAUCAUUUAUUGACAGUGUUUCUUACUAAGAUCCAGAUCUAAUGUAUCCAGGAUGGAGUGUUGGAACUUAUUUGACUCUUAUUUUGUUGAUUGUUGUAGUGGCUCUCAAUAUUAUAGGAAGCAUCUUCUCAAUUAUAGCAGAAAACAAGAAAUAAGCAUAUUAGGAUGAUUUAAAGACAGAAAUGAAAAAGAAAGCAGUUUAGAAAAUAAAUGAGUCUAAAAUUGAAGAAUCAUCUAUAAAAGAAUCAUAUAGAAGAUCAGAAUUGAUUUGUAAAUAAAAUUUUAAUAUAAUAAUUAGAAAAUGAAAUCAUGGAGAAUUAAGAAUCAGCUUUCAUGAGUGGUAAAGGUCAAUUUGAAGAAAUUAAAUAUAAGAAAUAUAAAGAAGCCACUUGGGAAAGAUUUGCUUUAAGCUUCUCUUUUAUACAUAAUUAUCAGAAACUAUUUAAGAUUAAUGAACCAAAAGGUGAGAAUGCAGGUUUUGUCAUUUUUAAUGGAAUAAGAUCAUUAUCAAUAUUUUGGGUUAUCUACGGUCAUGAUCAACUUAUUCGAGGAGCUAAUUCCUUCAAUUUGAUAGACAUUCCAUACAAGGUUACUGAACCUGGAUGGCUAACACUUGCACCUGCAGCAUAUUUUGCAGUUGAUACAUUCUUUUUUGUUGGUGGAUUCUUAGCUGCUGUAUUAUUAUUGGAAAAGUUAACCAAAUUAAGGACUAUCAAAUUUUCAUUGGUGCCAGCUAUGUGGUUACAUAGAUUCUUAAGAAUAUGGCCAACAUAUGCAUUUUGUAUAUUAGUCUAUUGGCAAUUAACUGUUUAUUGGUCAGAUGGACCUAUUUGGAAUGAAUACUUAGUAUUUACUUCAACUUGCAGUACUUAAUGGUGGAAGAAUCUUCUAUUUAUUGACAAUAUGUUUUCACAUGAUGCUAGUGGAUUGAACUAUUGUUUUGGUUGGGGUUGGUAUCUAUCUAAUGAUUUUCAAAUAUUUCUAAUCACUCCUAUUUUAUUGAUUAUUUAUGCAAAAAAUAAAAAAAUUGGAUUAGCAAUUAUCAUAUCAUUAUUAAUAGGAAGUAUAUUCUCAGCCUAUUAUAUUGCUUAUUCUAAUGAUUUUCAUUUAUAAAUGGGCACUCCUAAUGCUAAACCAUAACCAGAUUAUCAAGAUAUAUUUUAUUAUAAACCUUGGGUUAGGAUUUCUCCAUAUCUUAUUGGAAUCUUAUUUGGAUUCUUCUAUCGUAAUUACAUAAGUGGAUAAAAUAAAAGAAUGGUUGAUUUAGCAUAGAAAAUAAAGGAUAGUGUGUUGAUUAGAACCUUAUUUUAUGUUAUUGGAAUAGGUUUAACUUAGACAAUAAUUUGGAUAAUAGUCCCUCUUUAAAAAGAUAUGAAUGCUUGGCCUUAAUAAGCCUAAUAUUUUUACUAAGCCUUUAAUAGAGUAUUUUUUGUCUUAGGUGUUGGAUUAUGUAUUACUCCUGCAUUGUUAGGUUGUAAAAAUGAUCCAUCUAGAUUUAUGUAUAAAAUUGAUUAUAUAAUUUUAGACUUGGACAUCCAUUUUGGUAACCUAUAGCCAGAAUAUCAUUUUGCAUGUAUUUAACACAUUUUAUAGUGAUCUUGUUCAUGACCUUCAGUUCAACUUAAUUAGUUUAUUAUCAAUAUUCACACAUUCUCUAUUUUACCCUCACUGAUAUUGUAUACACUAUUAUAAUAGGAGGUCUCUUAAGUUUAGCCAUAGAAGUAAAUAAUAUUUAUAUAUAUUCUAGGUACCUUGUAUGAAUCUUGAGAAGAUUCUAUUUGCUCCCAAGAGACAAGAAAUUUCAAAGUAGAAUGGUAAUUAAGUAAGAGAUGGGAAUGAUUUAUGA
Paramecium pentaurelia is the source of this 2239-nucleotide messenger RNA. Lineage: Eukaryota; Ciliophora; Oligohymenophorea; Peniculida; Parameciidae. The record is from the annotation of a GenBank genome assembly.